Rhagoletis zephyria (snowberry fruit fly) is the source of this 1785-nucleotide messenger RNA. RefSeq names its product ATP-dependent zinc metalloprotease FtsH 1-like. The record is from RefSeq and is a predicted model, not a curated record. Gene Ontology annotation, molecular function: ATP hydrolysis activity; ATP binding; ATP-dependent peptidase activity. NCBI's taxonomy places the organism in Eukaryota, Metazoa, Arthropoda, Insecta, Diptera, Tephritidae. Gene Ontology annotation, cellular component: chloroplast; membrane. Gene Ontology annotation, biological process: protein import into chloroplast stroma; tRNA processing; proteolysis.
AUGAAUGUUAAGGAAACAGGUAGUAAAAGAAUUUUCUUUGGUUACGAUGAAUUUAAUAUCACGGAAGUAAGUGCAGAUGCGCUGCUUGAUAUAGUAGAGGCAUUGCAGGAUAAUCCUGAUGCACAGGUUGUCUUAACUGGCCAUACUGAUAAUCGUGGUUCUCAUGAAUAUAAUCUUGCUUUAGGUGCUAAAAGAGCAGACUCAGCAAAAAGAUUCAUGACAAAUUGUGCACCUUACUUAGAAAAGAGAAUAAAAACUGCUUCUAAAGGUGAAACAGAGCCUUUAGUUUCUGUUCCAGACGAUUCUAGGCCUGGUAGCAGCUCUAACAAAGUUGCCGUUGCAGUAUCUGGCGGGGUUGAUAGUGUAGUUUUGCUACACCUUACAGUCAACUGGACGCAAAAAAACAAUUUUCCACUACCAAUAGUGUUAACCGUUGACCAUAAGUUACGCCCUGAAUCUAGAGAUGAAGCUAAUUUUGUUGUAGAUUAUGCAAGACAACUUGGUACAGACUCAUUCAUACUAGACUGGGAAAAAGAAGGCAUCAGUGGCAACAUUCAAUCACAAGCACGAAAGGCACGUUAUAAGCUACUAACAGAAUGGUGCAAAAGUAAUAAUAAUAUUCAGUAUUUAUUAGUUGCUCACCACAGAGAUGAUCAAGCAGAAACGUUUUUAUUGAGACUAGAACGCGGUAGUGGGAUAGAUGGAUUAUCUGCAAUGAAUUAUCAAUCCUUUCUUAAUGGUGUGUGUAUCUUGAGACCAUUACUAGAUUUUAGCCGCAGCGAUAUAGAAAAAUAUGCAAAACAUCAUCAAUUGAAAUGGAUUGAAGAUAGAAUCUAUUUAUUAGGAUUAAAAGACAAAACACAAAAUAAGCAAGAAGAUCCAUUAUCACGUUAUAAAAUGAGCACAGUAAAAUUGAAGGAUGUCAUCAUUUCAGACGAGGUAAAAGCUGAGUUACAAGAGGUUUGUAACCACAUAUCAGAAGAUUACAAAAUGGCUAUUGAAUUACUGGACUGUCAACCAUCGACAGGGUAUCUUUUCUACGGUCCUCCUGGAACUGGUAAAACACUUCUGGCUCGCGCAAUUGCAGGUGAAGCAGGUCUUGAAUUUUUUAGUAUUUCAGCUUCUGAAUUUGUUGCAAGAUUUGCUGGUCAAAGUGCAAACAACGUAAAAGAUUUGUUUGCACAAACAAGGAAAAAAGCUCCCUGCGUUCUUUUUAUAGAUGAAAUAGACUCUAUUGGUGCAGAAAGAGGUUCUUCCAAUGGUUCUGCUACCCAAGACCAUAAUAAAACUUUAAAUCAGUUAUUGACUGAAGUUAAUGAAAUUGGAAAACAUGGAAUAAUAUUAAUCGCCGCAACUAAUCGACUGGAAGUUUUAGAUGAAGCAUUAGUUAGGCCAGGUCGUUUUGAUAAAAAAAUCUGCAUUCCUUUGCCAGACUUGGGUUCACGCGAAAAGAUACUAAGAUUAUACAUGAAGGACAUACUCAAGAAAUCACAUUUAAAUUUUAAAGAGAUUGCAAGAAAAACUAAUGGAUAUUCAGGAGCAGAUUUAAAUUAUUUGGUUAAUGAAGCAAAAAAGCAUGCUGCAAGCCGGUUUGUAGAGAUCGUAGAACAAACAUGGUUAAAGGAGAAAAAAUAUCCGGAAGUAGAGCAACUAACUGUUACAAUGGAUGAUCUUGAACAUGUAAUAGUGAAACUUAAUAACGAGAAGAAGGAGCACAUAAAUAGUAUUAUUAAUAAUAUUAAUAAUGGUACCGAUACCUGGGGCUGUAAUUCGUUAAGAAUGUAA